Talaromyces amestolkiae is the source of this 1749-nucleotide messenger RNA. RefSeq lists its product as uncharacterized. The transcript has 2 exons. Lineage: Eukaryota; Fungi; Ascomycota; Eurotiomycetes; Eurotiales; Trichocomaceae. Bases 1 to 1749 code for a protein of 582 amino acids. Gene Ontology annotation, biological process: regulation of transcription by RNA polymerase II. The record is from RefSeq and is a predicted model, not a curated record.
AUGGCUUCAAUGCAGGAAUUGAAACCCCAAAACCUGUAUGGUGUGGUGGACAUGGGCAGUAAUGGCAUCCGAUUCUCUAUUUCCAACCUCGAAGCGCCGACAACGCGAAUCAUGCCCACGAUUUUCCAAGACCGCGCAGGCAUCUCACUAUACGAUGCUCAAUUUACAACCACCGACGGCCAACGAGGCCCAAUUGCAGUAGAAGUAAUAGAAGAUGUGAUUUUACGGCUACUGCGCUUCAAGACAACCUGUGAGGACUUUGAGGUUCCAGCGGAGAAUAUCUACGUUUUGGCAACGGAAGCUACUAGAACGGCACCCAAUUCGAAAGAGUUUAUUGAUACAAUCAAACAACGUACCGGAUGGGAUGUGCAAAUGCUUUCAAAAGCGGACGAAGGCCGUAUUGGUGCCUUGGGUGUUGCGAGUAGCUUUGCUGCUGUGCAAGGCUUGGUAAUGGAUCUGGGUGGUGGAAGCACGCAACUCACAUGGAUGGUUGCCAAGAAUGGAAAUGUCACAACCAGUCCGCGAGGGUCUAUCAGUUUCCCGUAUGGUGCUGCUGCACUUACGAGAAGGUUACAAGAAGCCAGAAAAAGGGGGCCCAAGGCUGAGGAGGAAUUGAUUGCAGAAAUGAAGGAGAAUUUUCAAAAUGCAUACAAGGACUUGGAGGUUCCCGAAAGCCUUGAGCACGCUGCUACCACGCAAGGCGGAUUUGAUCUCUACUUGUCAGGUGGAGGAUUCCGGGGCUGGGGCUAUUUACUUAUGAGCCGGUCUAUAUUGAAUCCAUAUCCGAUUCCAAUCAUCAACGGAUUCGAGGCGAAGCCAGUCGAUUUCCAGGAUACGUACAGUAUCAUGCAAACGGCAUCAACUUCAGAAGACAAUAAGAUAUUCCGGGUAUCUAAAAGAAGGGCCUCACAAGUUCCGGCGGUGGCUCUGCUUGUGAAUGUCUUGACCGGGUCUCUUCCUACCAUUAGGUCCGUUAGAUUUUGCCAAGGAGGCGUGCGUGAAGGAUUUAUCUUCGAUAUGCUUGAGCCUGAGAUCCGAAAACAAGACCCCCUUCUCGUUGCUACGAUGCCCUACGCAACAUCUUCUGCAAAUGCCAUUUAUGACCUUCUCCAGUCAUCGCUACCGGACACUUCAUCACCUAUACAUUCACGACAUCUUCCACAGUCGUUUUCUCCUAGUCUACUUAAUGCCAUCAGCAAUCUUCUUUUUGUCCAUGCAUCCGUGCCGAGGGAGACUCGACCAGCUGCUGGGCUUUACAGCACUACAACCGGUAUUCUAGCAUCCGCAAACAGCCUCGCACACCGAGAUAGAGCAAUCAUUGCAUUGGUACUAUCUGAACGAUGGCCUGGAGAUCUUGCACCGGCCGAAGAACACUUCCGAAGACGUCUGAGUCACUUUGUCUCGGCGGAGGAAGCGUGGUGGUCUCGGUAUCUUGGCCGGGUUGCCUCGCUUAUUGGAGAUGUGUAUCCGGCUGGCCGUGUAGCUACCAAGUCACGUAUUGGCUUCAGUACAAGAUGGGAGCAAACUUUCAAGAAGAAACAGGGCACAACGGACUGUCUGUGCCUGCAAGUCAAAUUCCACGAAGAGACGAGACAGACAAUUACGAGGGAGGCUUUACUAGAUACAGCCAGUGCAAUUGAAAAGUGUGGAAAGAUGAAGAACUGGGUCAAGGCAGAGGAUCGAAUUCGUGGAGAAGAGAGACGUGCAGGAGAUUACGGGGUCAGUAUAGAAGUCGAACUUCUCUCUUAG